AUGAUAUCUACUGUCGACUCUUUACAACAAAUUAAUAAUCAUUGUCUUAAAGAUCAACUGUCAAUUAAUAAUCGAGAAGAAUCUGCUACUAACAAUUCCUGGGCAGAUACUAUUCCCCAAAAGCAAGGUCUUUAUGAUCCCGAUUAUGAAAAAGAUUCUUGUGGGGUAGGUUUUAUUGUACACAUCAAGGGUGCUCCCUCUCAUAAAAUUCUCAGCGAUGCUCGAGGCAUCCUUUGCAACAUGACCCAUAGGGGUGCUGUGGGUGCCGAUGCGAGAGAUGGUGAUGGGGCCGGUGUGAUGACCGGAAUUCCUCAUGAUUUCUUUCAUCUGGAAACUUCAAGGUUGGGCAUUGUUUUGCCUCCACAAGGUCAAUACGCCGUCGGUAACAUAUUUUUCAAACCAGAACCUGUGGUAAUGGAGGAAUGCAAGCAGGCAUUCGAACGUAUUGCCGAAAGUUUGAAUCUCAAGAUUUUGGGUUGGCGUGAGGUUCCGAGGGACAAUUCGAUCCUCGGUCCCGCCGCAAAGUCACGUGAACCGGUGAUCCUACAGCCGUUUGUUACCUUGGCGAGCUUUGAUGCUUCUGCUGAGAACAAAUCUGCACCCUAUCAGGAUGAUGUUAACACAUUCGACGAGACCUAUUUUGCCCGUCAGCUCUAUGUUCUCCGAAAACAAUCCACUCAUCUCAUCACCAUAAAGAAGUGGUUCUACAUUUGUUCUUUGUCAAACAAAAAUAUUGUUUACAAGGGUCAGUUAUCUCCCGUGCAGGUUUAUAAUUACUUCCACGAUUUGAACAGUGUUCAUUACAAAACUCAUUUUGCUUUGGUCCAUUCGCGUUUUUCCACAAACACCUUCCCUUCCUGGGACCGUGCUCAACCUAUGCGCUGGUGUGCUCACAACGGCGAAAUUAACACCUUGCGCGGUAAUAAGAAUUGGAUGAGAGCUCGUGAGGGUAUCAUGAAAUCCGAUCUAUUCGGAAAUGAGUUGGAACUUUUGUACCCCAUCAUCGAGGAUGGUGGAUCUGAUUCGGCUGCUUUUGACAAUGUGCUCGAAUUGCUCGUAAUAAACGGUGUCAUCACUCUCCCAGAAGCCGUAAUGAUGAUGAUUCCCGAAGCCUGGCAAAACAAUCAUUCCAUGGAACCCGAAAAACGUGCAUUCUAUCAGUGGGCUGCUUGUCUCAUGGAACCUUGGGAUGGUCCAGCUUUGUUCACCUUUUCUGACGGUCGAUAUUGUGGUGCUAGCUUGGAUCGUAAUGGUCUUCGUCCGUGCCGUUUCUACAUCACCACCGAUGACAUGAUGGUCUGCGCUUCGGAAGUUGGCACGAUCUUGAUUGAUCCCGAAAAGGUUGUGCAAAAAGGUCGCCUGCAACCAGGGAAAAUGCUGUUGGUCGAUACUGAAGAAGGUCGCGUCGUGGACGAUAAGGAAUUAAAGUUGUCUGUCGCUGCACGCGAAAACUUUCGCGAGUGGAUUGAGAAACAGAUGGUUACCAUGGACAAUGUAAUCCAGAAGAUUAAAAGUACCGGCAAUGGUAUCGAAGUUGAAUUGGACGAUCUUCCUAUUUCCGAAGAUCCAAGAUUACGCGCAUUCGGUUACACCCUCGAACAAUUAAAUCUUUUGGUCUUGCCAAUGUUAAAUAGCGGCAAGGAAGCUUUGGGUUCUAUGGGAAAUGACUCACCUUUAGCUUGUCUCUCAGCCCAACCUCGGUUAAUCUAUGAUUACUUCCGUCAGCUUUUCGCUCAAGUUACCAAUCCACCAAUUGAUCCCAUCCGUGAAGAAAUCGUCAUGUCCCUGGAAUGUUAUGUUGGACCUGAAGGAAAUAUUUUGGAAAUCAACGAGCAACAAACAAACAAAUUUGCUUUGCCUUCGCCGGUGCUUUCAAUCGAAGAAUUGAAUGCCAUAAAACGAAUAGAGCGUGUUCUACCAGACUGGAGUGUUACAACCAUCGAUAUCACUUUCCCAAAACAGGAAGGCGUCAACGGAUACCUUCUCGCUUUGGAACGCGUUUGCGCGGAAGUUUCUCAGGCCAUCCAAGAAGGAUUCAAAAUUGUCAUCCUCUCCGACGCAGCGGUUAAUGCUGAACGUGUCGCGAUAUCUUCGUUGAUCGCAGUUGGCGGUGUGCAUCAUUACCUUGUAAGAAGCAAGCAACGUUCAAAGAUUGCCCUCAUAGUUGAAACUGCGGAAGCACGCGAAGUUCAUCACAUCUGUGUCUUAUUGGGUUACGGUGCUGAUGCCAUUUGUCCUUAUCUCGUGAUAGAAGCCAUCCUAAAAUUGAAUCGCGAAAAUAUUCUGAAGAGUGACCUACCCAUAGAAAAGCUCAUAGCCAAUUAUAAGAAAGCGAUAAACAAUGGUAUCCUCAAAGUUAUGUCGAAGAUGGGAAUUUCAACUUUGCAAAGUUACAAAGGUGCACAAAUUUUUGAGGCGCUAGGUAUUGACGAAAGUGUCAUCGCUCGUUGUUUUGCUGGCACUUCUAGUAGAAUAAAAGGAACCACAUUUGACAUUUUGGCGCUAGAUGCUUUCGCCUUCCACGAGCAGGGUUUUCCUAGUCGCGACGUUAUCCUUCCACCGGGUCUUCCCGAGGCAGGCGAAUAUCAUUGGCGCGAUGGUGGCGAACCUCACAUUAACGAUCCUUCCGGUAUCGCGAGUUUACAAGACGCAGUUCGCACAAAGAAUCAAUCAUCUUACGACGCCUACUCUCGCAACGCUUACGAACAAAUUAAAAACUGUACUUUACGUGGCCUCUUGGACUUCGAUUACGAUAAUUCCAAAUCCAUACCAUUAAGUCAAGUUGAACCCUGGACUGAAAUUGUCAAAAGAUUUUGUACCGGCGCUAUGUCAUACGGUUCUAUCUCAAUGGAAGCUCAUUCCUCUCUUGCUAUCGCGAUGAACCGUUUAGGCGGCAAAUCGAAUACUGGUGAAGGUGGUGAGGAUCCAGAACGUUCCAUACCAUUAAAGAAUGGUGACUCCAUGCGUUCCUCUAUCAAACAAGUCGCUUCCGGUCGUUUCGGCGUGACCUCUUAUUAUCUCUCUGACUCUGACGAAUUACAAAUCAAGAUGGCCCAAGGAGCAAAACCUGGAGAAGGUGGUGAACUCGUUGGCAAUAAAAUUGACGUAAAUAUCGCGCGCUGCUGGGCUCCCGGUACCGAAUUCAUCAUGUUCAACGGUUCCAUCAAGAAAGUUGAAGAGAUUCAGCUCUAUGAUCAGUUGAUGGGCGAUGAUGACACUGUUCGCACUGUUCUUGGGACCAACAACGGUCGUGGGCAGAUGUACAGCAUUCAACCCAUCGGUAAAUGCUCUGGUGACGCGUUUGAAGUUAACGGCGAACACAUUCUUUGCCUCAGAAUUGGUAGUAAAUCGAAAAUCAAUAAAAACGAAAAACACCGUGGUGUCAAGCAUUGGGAAUAUGUUCUGGAGUGGUUCGAACACAACCCUGAAACUAAUAACAUUACAAAACGUUGCAAAGUCUUCAAAUAUCCAUCCAAAGAUUUUCCGGAUGAAGUAUCUGCUAAGAAAGCGGUCGAAGAAGCUAGAAAUCGUGUGUCGGAUCUCCACGAAGAAGAGUUUAUCUGGGAAGUCAGUGUCGAGAAUUUCUUGAAACAUCCAAAAUCUAUCCAAAAAGCAUGCGUGUUGUACACCCCUGGGUUCGUCCGCUUCCCAUCCUGCGAAGGUUAUCUUGCUGGCAUUCUUCACGAGGUGCUCAACAAAGAGCCAACCUCCGAGCAAGUACAAGGAGUCGCCUGGCUCGUUGGUGUAUGGCUUGGUGAGGAUUCUACGAGCAGACCCACCUUAUUGCGAAACUCUAGUAAGAUAAAAUUCAUUGACAAGGUGAAGAGCGUUGUUGAAGGUAUCGGGUGUGAGGUGAUCAGUGAAAUCACAAAUAAUGAACAAGUAGUCUUAUCAAUUCACGUCAGUAAAGAUGUCAAGCUGAGUAUUGCCGGCAAUCCAUUAUCUGAGAUCUUGUGUAAACUUGGAAUCACGAGUCCUGCUGGGAAAAUGAGUGCCGACUUCAAGAUUUUGCCUCGUGCUCUGAUCCUCGAUGAGUUGAACGUUCGUUUGCAUCUUCUCGCUGGCCUCAUUGAUGUUAAUGGGCAAUACAAGAAAAGUCGAAACAUGUAUGACUUUGGUCAACAUCACAAGCAUAUUGUCAAUGCCGUCCGUGAAUUAUCAAAUCUCACUGGGUUCAGCGUUAGCAAGGUCACUUGUCAAGACGAGGUCAGACCCCUGUGGAAUGUAUUAAUCGGAGGUUCGAAUGUAAAUCGUAUUCCUAUCACUGCCAGAAGUAAGUUCCGCAAAUUGACAGCAGAAGGUUUCCGUCGCUAUAAUUCCUGGAGUUUCACUGUGAUUCCGACGGGUGCGAACGAUCAAUUCUAUGGAUUCACCACGGAUGGAAAUGAACGGAUGCUCCUCCGUGAUUGCACCGUAACGCAUAAUACGCGAAAGACUGUUCCUGGUGUCGGUCUAAUUUCUCCACCGCCGCAUCACGAUAUUUACUCUAUUGAAGAUUUAAAACAAUUAAUUUACGACUUGAAAUGCUCAAAUCCUCGCGCUCGUGUGUCCGUAAAAUUAGUAUCAGAAGUUGGUGUUGGUAUCGUUGCCGCUGGUGUUGCCAAAGCCAAAGCCGAUCACAUCUUAAUCGCCGGUCACGAUGGUGGUACUGGUGCUUCCAGAUGGACGAGUAUAAAGUAUGCUGGCUUACCAUGGGAGUUGGGUCUUGCUGAAACACAUCAAACUCUUGUGCUCAACAAUCUUCGUGGUCGUGUCAUUGUUCAGACCGACGGUCAAAUUAGGACCGGUCGCGAUGUGGUAAUUGCUUGUCUUCUGGGCGCUGAGGAAUGGGGUUUCGCGACCACACCAUUAAUCGCCAUGGGUUGUAUAAUGAUGAGAAAAUGUCACCUGAACACCUGCCCUGUCGGUAUUGCAACUCAGGAUCCAGAACUUCGAAAGAAAUUCGAAGGUCAACCCGAGGAUGUGAUUAACUUCUUUUAUUACAUUGCUGAAGAAUGUCGUCAAAUUAUGGCAAAGCUUGGUUUCCGUACCAUCAACGAGAUGGUCGGUCGUUCAGAUAAGCUCAAAGUUAAUGAAUCAUUGCGUAAUCCAAAAACGGAAAACAUCGAUCUUACACCAAUUUUGACACCGGCAUACACCCUACGUCCUGGAGUGGCAACUCACAAUGUCUCCAAGCAGGAUCAUAAACUAUACGUUCGUUUGGACAAUAAACUCAUUGACGAAUCAGAACUUGCUUUGACCAAGAAGAAACCGGUCGAAAUCGAUUGCAACAUUAUCAACACCGAUCGCACCCUUGGUGCCACCUUAUCUUUUCACAUCUCUCGACGACACGGCGAAAAAGGCUUACCCGAUAACACGGUUCACGUAAAAAUUAAAGGUUCCGCCGGUCAAUCAUUCGGCGCGUUCGUAACCUCGGGUGUCACAUUGGAGUUGGAAGGUGAUGCCAACGAUUAUGUUGGUAAAGGACUCUCCGGGGGUCGUCUUAUUGUCUAUCCACCCAAAAUUUCAACAUUCAAAUCUGAAGACAAUAUCAUCGUGGGCAACGUAUGUUUGUAUGGUGCCACUAAUGGUCAGGCAUUCUUCCGGGGUAUUGCCGCUGAACGUUUCUGUGUACGUAAUUCUGGUGCUACCGCAGUCGUCGAAGGUGUUGGUGAUCAUGGCUGCGAAUAUAUGACAGGAGGAAUUGUAGUGAUCUUGGGUUCAACUGGUCGUAACUUUGCGGCCGGUAUGAGCGGUGGCGUUGCUUACAUCUUAGAUCUGGCGGAGGAUUUCCGAGGGAAAUGCAACCCCGAAAUGGUUGAUCUUGAGACCGUCAACGAUUCCAAAGAGAUCGCAUUCUUGCGUGGAUUAAUUGAAGAUCAUCGUCAAUAUACCGGAUCAGAAGUUGCCGAUAAAAUUUUGAAAAACUUUAAUCAAGUACUUCCACGUUUCAUCAAAGUCAUGCCAACAGAGUACAAAGCUAUUUUAGAGAAACAAAGAAUCGCAGCCGAAGAAGCUAAAAAAAUACAAAUCAUUGAACAACCAACACAGCAACAAAUUGCAGUCAAAUCCAAGGAACCGUCCGUCGUGGAUAUUGAAGAUUCAAUGGUCGAUGAAGAAGCCGCCAAGAAGAAACUUGAAAAUCUUGAUAAAAUUCGUGGUUUCAUGAAAUACAAGAGAAAAGUUGAUAAUUACCGAAACCCUCUCAAGCGCGUCAAGGACUGGAAGGAAAUCAAUGCCCGUCUCAGCGAAGCCGAUCUCAAGGUGCAGGCAGCCCGUUGUAUGGAUUGUGGUGUACCCUUUUGUCAAUCAGAUACCGGUUGUCCAAUUGGUAAUAUUAUUCCCAAGUGGAACGAACUUGUGUUCAAGAAUCAAUGGUUAGAUGCGUUGAAUCGAUUGAUGAUGACGAAUAAUUUCCCCGAAUUCACUGGUCGUGUCUGCCCAGCGCCUUGCGAAGGUGCUUGCGUCCUGGGAAUCAAUGAAGCACCGGUUAGUAUUAAGUCUAUUGAAGCAGCCAUCAUUGAUAAAGGUUUCGAAAUGGGAUGGAUCGUGCCGAAACCACCAUCGAUUAGAACCGGAAAGAAAGUUGCGAUUAUUGGAUCCGGACCUGCUGGCCUCGCUGCCGCCGAUCAAUUAAACAAGGCCGGUCAUACGGUCACUGUAUACGAGCGUAAUGAUCGAUUCGGAGGAUUAUUAAUGUAUGGCAUUCCAAACAUGAAGCUCGACAAAAAGAUUGUUCAACGACGUAUCAACCUCUUAUCAGACGAAGGAAUCAAAUUUGUUGCAAAUGCUCACGUCGGAGAAAAUGUUGACGCAUCAAGAGUUCGAAGUGAAAACGACGCGUUAAUAGUAGCUACCGGUGCAACUUGGCCAAGAGAUUUAAAAAUACCGAAUCGUAAUGUUGAUGGAAUUCACUUUGCCAUGGAAUUUUUACAGCUCAACACUCAAUCCCUCUUAGAUUCAAGUCUUCAGGAUGGUCGAUAUAUCAGCGCGAAAGACAAGCAUGUCGUAGUGAUAGGCGGUGGUGAUACUGGUACAGACUGCAUAGCGACAUCACUUCGUCAUGGUGCGAAGUCAAUUGUAAACUUUGAACUGCUUCCACAACCUCCUGCAACCCGUGACAAGAUCGCGAACCCUUGGCCAACCUUCCCGAGAACGUUUAAAGUCGAUUAUG
Acaulospora morrowiae is the source of this 7153-nucleotide messenger RNA. The record is from the annotation of a GenBank genome assembly. NCBI's taxonomy places the organism in Eukaryota, Fungi, Glomeromycota, Glomeromycetes, Diversisporales, Acaulosporaceae.